Molecule: messenger RNA, 2248 nt
Organism: Sinocyclocheilus grahami
Lineage: Eukaryota; Metazoa; Chordata; Actinopteri; Cypriniformes; Cyprinidae
Product: histone H4
Exons: 7
Coding region: 1809-2120 (103 amino acids)
Cellular component (GO): nucleosome
Molecular function (GO): protein heterodimerization activity; structural constituent of chromatin; DNA binding
Source: RefSeq, a predicted model, not a curated record
GCAGCCUCGCCGUUACACAGGAAAUUGUCAUGUCGCCAAACAUGGCUACGUUUCCCAAAAACAUCACGAAAUCGAAAAUCAUAAUGGGGAAUCAUGGAAAGAGGAACUGAGAUCAACAAAAAACGCUGUCACGAGGCUGUUUGAAAUUUGUAAGACAUCAGAUAAAGCCCUCACAGGAUGAGAGGGAUUGUUGCAUUUUAUCUAACCUAUAUGCUGUGCCUGAUAUUGGGGAUCAUCUGUGUGGCAUUAGUAGUUCACUGGAAUUACAGCUAUCGAGGUGGAUUUGCAUGGGACGGCUCAGCCAAGCACUUCAACUGGCACCCGGUCUUCAUGGUCACUGGCAUGGUGGUGCUUUAUGGGAAUGUGGCCAUAGUGUACCGUAUGCCUCUGACGUGGGGUCAAAAUAAGCUCCCGUGGAAGCUGUUACAUGCUGGACUUCUGCUCCUUUCUUUCAUUCUUUCUGUCAUCGGGCUUUGUGCGGUGUUCGACUACCACAACGCAAACCACUGCACUUUUUACUGCACAGUGGGUUAUGGGUUUUACCUCAUUCCUCUUACCCUGCACUCCAAUGUCAGCACGUGCUUUUAUAAAGCCAACUCAUGUUUGGAUGGGAGGAAUCAUUUUGGUACUGAGCAUUGUGUCCUGCAUCUCAGGGAUCAAUGAAAAACUCUUUUUUGCACUAAAAGGAAACACCAAUGGGACUCUGCCUUAUUCCACAUUACCACCAGAGGCAAUAACUGCAAAUUCAUUGGGAGUCAUCAUUGUAGCAUUUGGAUUGGUUGUUUUGAAAAUCUUAUCCAAUCAGAUAUGGCAGCGUCCUGCGCCAGGCUAUGAAGAGGGAGUUUACCAGCCACUGGGGUAUGAUGGAAGCUGAAAUGUCUGAAAGCUAAAUACUUAUCUGCACUCUUCAAUGGAACCAUUACAACCAUUAGUCUUCCUAUUUCUAAUUAUACAGAGCUCUGCAGUUUACUGCAAAUAUUCUCUUUAUUAUGUUUUACGUUUGAUGUGAUUGUGCUGCUGCUGUUGUUGUAGAGCAUAAGGCAAAUUAGCAUAAAUGUAAAACCACUGCUUGAUCGUCAGUGGUUUGUGCUUAUUUAAUAUUUGAGAAGACUUAUUUAAUAAUUGAUUGAAAUUAUUUCAUUUAACAGGCUGUUUGCCUCUGAAGUGAAAUCAGAUGAAGGUAUUGCCUGCCUCUUUGUUCGGUAAACCGGUUCAAACCGGCUGGGAAGGGCGUUCAAACCAGGGACAAAUCACCACGCGUCAGCAUCAGCAAAUAACAAAUAGAAAUCGAGACUGUCUAGGACCAAUCAAAACACUCGGAAGAGGUGUAUACAAUUUGCAUAUCUUCGCUGCGGCUGAUCUCGAAUCAGUUAUUCUUUGAAUGUUUGAAAUUUACGCACUAAAACAUAAAUAUAAUGUAAAUCCGUCCUAAAAGGGAUGAAACUGAAGCAUUCAGAAAAACUGUGAAGCGACAAACAACCAUACUACGACAAUAAGAGCUAAGCAGGUCAAUCCUAAUUACUGAAAUAUCGCGAAUACCACAACAGAAGCAUAGCGCACUUGAUACGUGUUUAUUAGUUAUAUUUUUUAUUCGAUUCCAAGAUAUGUAAUCAAAUAAAAGAAAACCGGCGCUCAAUAGACCUACUUCCAUACUUGUUUUGCGUUGUUGCGUUUGCCCCGCCCGCAGAGGGGUUGUAGCCAAGCAUGGUUUCCACUAGGUCCUCUUUAAAGAUAUACUUGUCAGUCCUCCCAAGAAAUCACAUUCAUUUCGGUUUCAUUCGAGUUCCUGGAGGUGUCAGUCUGCUAUCAUGUCUGGUCGAGGAAAAGGCGGUAAGGGGCUUGGAAAAGGUGGUGCAAAACGUCACCGCAAAGUUUUGAGAGACAACAUUCAAGGAAUCACGAAGCCAGCUAUUCGCCGUCUAGCGCGUCGUGGUGGUGUGAAGCGUAUUUCUGGUCUGAUCUAUGAAGAGACGCGAGGUGUUCUGAAAGUGUUUCUUGAAAAUGUUAUUCGCGACGCUGUAACCUACACCGAGCAUGCCAAGCGCAAGACUGUGACCGCUAUGGACGUAGUGUACGCUCUGAAGCGUCAAGGCCGUACACUGUAUGGUUUUGGCGGUUAAAUUUCACCCGGACCGGAUUUUCAAGAAAAAAAGGCUCUUUUAAGAGCCGCCCAAACAUUCAAUCAAACGAGCAAAUUAAUGUCUUCAUUCUUUUCUCUUUUUCCCUCUUAUUUUUUCUUGUCUUUUCU